GCCACGCGCUAACAGAUAAACGGCAGAACAGAUGCGGCUGUAUCCAGACGCCUUCGGAUUCUUCUCCCGGCGGAGUCGAGGUCCUAGGUGACAGCAUACGCCUCUCGUGGCGCUGCCGUUCUUUAGCACAUCUGAACACGUGCACGACUGGUUAUUUCGCUAUGAGGAGCUCUGUGACGCUAUACCUGGUGCUGAUGCUGGCAGCUCGAGCUACAAAUUCUGCCAGGAUUCUGGCCAUCAUCCCGACUCCGUCCAUCAGCCACCAGCUGCCUUUCCGACUGAUAGCCCUCGAGCUCGCCAGAAGAGGCCACCAGGUCACACUCAUCACAGCGGACCCCAUAAGAAAAAAUAUCCAGAAUUACACAGAAAUUGAUCUGUCGGCAACGUAUGAAUACUGGAAGACAUCAUUUGACUUUGUAUCAAUGGCAGACAAAAGCCCAAUGGAAGUGAUGAGUGACUGGACUCCUGCUGGAAAGGCGAUUUGCGAGAUCCAGUUAGAGUCCCAACAGAUUAAGGAUUUCCUUCGGUCCCAACAAUCUUUCGACGUAAUAAUCAUAGAAAAGAUAAUGUAUUAUUGCUAUUAUGGCUUGAUUCAUCUCCUGGGAUACCCACCAACAAUUGGCUUCGUAUCUCUGGGCGCUCCCGCUGCAGUACUGGAUUCUUUUGGGAAUCCCAACAACCCGGCAUACUCUCCCGAUAUCAUGCUUGGGUAUACAGACCACAUGUCCUUCUGGCAAAGGCUGUAUAAUGCGUACCUUAUAGUACAAUAUACUUACAUAAUGAACUACGAAGUGAUACCAUCGCAAAAUGAACUCGUUAGGAAGUAUUUUGGUCCCGGUAUCCCCCAUAUAUACGAAAUCGACAGAAACUUCAGCCUCCUUCUUGCAAACAACCACUUCAGCGUCAACUAUCCGCGACCGCUGCUGCCUAAUAUCAUCGAGUUGACGGGACUGCAUCUGGAGAAAGAGCGGAAGCCACUUCCUAGGGAUAUCCAAAAUUUCCUUGAUGGUGCAACAGAUGGUGUGAUUUACUUCAGCCUCGGCAGCAAUGUGAAAAGUGUUGCAUUGCCAGAGCAUAAGAGGCGAGCGUUCCUCGAAGCUUUCGCGCAGCUGCCUCAGCGGGUGCUCUGGAAGUGGGAGGUGGACAGCCUGCCUGGACAGCCGGAGAACGUCAUGAUAGCCAAGUGGCUGCCCCAGCAGGACGUCUUGGCACAUCCAAACAUUCGUCUGUUCAUCACUCAGGGAGGACUCCAGAGCAUGAAUGAAGCAAGUUACUUCGCAGUGCCUCUGAUUGGCAUUCCUUUCAUAGGAGAUCAAGAGCACAAUGUGGCUAAAAUGGUGCAGGCAGGAAUUGGGUACCGUCUGUCAUUCAAAGAUGUCACUACCGAUACCGUUCUGAAAGCAGUUCACACAGUUCUUGGAAAUGAUAGCUACCGAGAGAACAUGAAGCGACUCUCAGCAGUAUUCCGUGAGCACCAAGAGAGGUCCCUGGACAGUGCUGUGUGGUGGAUCGAGUACGUGAUACGUCACAACGGUGCUCCGCACAUGCGCAGUGCAGCCCUCGACCUGAGCUGGUGGCAGCUGCUGCUGCUCGAUGUCAUCGGAUUCGUUGUUGCAGUGGCGUCCGUGGUGGUCUAUUUGCUGUACAAGACGGCCUGCUAUUGCAAGAGAUUCGUGGCUCUUAAACUGAAGGUGAAGACUUUGUGAAACUAAUUUUGGAGGAGUCUCAUGUAUUCGUACCAUAGAUUUUGACUACAGCCAAUGUGGAGAGAUAGGCUUCAACGAAACUUCUAUGGCACGGUGCGACGUACUGUCAAUCCUAAGGGCCCGGGUUCGAUUCCCGGCUGGGUCGUAGAUUUUCUCCGGUCAGGGACUGGAUGUUGUUUGUCCUAAUCAUCAUCAUUUCAUCCCCAUCGACGCCAAAGUGGUGUCAAAUCGAAAGACAUGCACCAGGCGAGCGGUCUACCCGACGGGAGGCUCUCGUCACACGCCAUUAUUUUAUUAUAUUAUGUUUUGUUUUCACGUGAUACUCCGAUAAAAAGUAUUCAUUCCUGCUGUGCAGGUGACUAGUAUGUGACUCUUUGUAUUUAUUGAAAUACUGAAUGUAUUAUUUACAAAAUAAAA
Molecule: messenger RNA, 2123 nt
Organism: Schistocerca cancellata (South American locust)
Lineage: Eukaryota; Metazoa; Arthropoda; Insecta; Orthoptera; Acrididae
Product: UDP-glucosyltransferase 2-like
Exons: 7
Coding region: 162-1706 (514 amino acids)
Molecular function (GO): UDP-glycosyltransferase activity
Source: RefSeq, a predicted model, not a curated record